CUUUCCCGUUAUGGCUUUCCUGUUGACGGUCGUUCGUUUAAUUUGGUAAAUUAUUCCUUUCUCGUUGACAAUGCAGAAUUCUAAUCACUGUGAAACGUUAACAGUAUCGCAGUACGUCCAUUCAGAUAACAUAACAAAUGGUAGUAGACUACUAGUGGAUCAAAGCGUAUUCAAAACUUCGGGAAUUGCAUCGACCGCUCCGAGUGGGGCUGACUCUAAACACUUGAGUUUGGCUCCAGGCAGCAGGAUGCAGACAACCAUGGUUUCAACACAUUCCAAUAACGAACUUGGUGACGAUAAUUCGGAUUCAGAUUCAGAAAGUGAUUGCAUUGGAAACGAUUUACAUUUACAAUCACAGUCACAUCAACAAAACCAAAGCCAACAUCAGGUUAGACGACCGCCCGAUGGACUAAAACCUGGCAAAAAGACAAAAGGUCGUGUCAAAAUCAAAAUGGAAUUUAUUCAAAAUAAACUUCGCAGGUAUACAACGUUCAGUAAAAGAAAAACUGGGAUCAUGAAAAAAGCUUAUGAAUUAUCUACAUUAACUGGUACUCAGGUAAUGCUGCUUGUGGCGAGUGAAACGGGACAUGUAUAUACAUUCGCUACUCGCAAGCUUCAACCCAUGAUAACGAGUGACAGCGGAAAAGCCCUUAUCCAAACCUGUUUAAAUUCCCCGGACACUUCUGCUGAUGGUCCUUCCCAUCAACAACGUAUGAACCCUACCGGAUUCGAAGAAACUGAACUAACGUAUUCAGUGGAGGAUGAAAAUAAAGCUGAUUUGAAACCCCUUUUGGCCCAGAUGCCAGGGGACCAGGUGCUAAACAGAUCUCAACUUAUAGGUAACGCCAUUACAUCGUCGCCUCCACCGCCACAAUCAACGUCCCUGUACGUUACUUCGACUGGUGUCGGUCAGAAUCAGUUACCCCUGGCCUCGCUGGUGCCUUCCACUCUAUCAACGAUACCAUCAAGCUCUGCUACCACGACUAAGCCGGUUUCUGUCACUGCUGCUCAUGCUACCACCGCCUCGACGCAUUCUACCACCAGCAAUGGCAACACAAACACUAAUAUCUCCAUGCAGGUAUCGCCUAGUCUAACGGCUAUUUUGCAGCCAGGGACGCAAUUUACAAUCCCCUUUCAACAGGGGACCCAACAAAUCGCCCAGACGGCAGCCGCGCCUGUGUACCGAUUACCUAACACACAAGUAGUGUCUAUAGCCAAUAUAUCUGGCAACACCAGUAAUAAUACAAACAUGAGUAGCCCAACGACGGUCACUUCAGUAAGCGGGGAAACCUUACAACUAACAGCUUCAGCAUCCACGACAUCACCCACGUCGGUUUCGACAAGUACAAACAACACCCAAAACCAGACUGUAAACCUUAUGUCUGUACCUGCCACGGCUCAGCAUGGUACGACAUCGGCCACGACUAUGACCCCUGGAUUUGUCAUGUAUCAGACCCCUCAAGGAGUAGUGUAUGCCGCCCCUACACUGCCAGACGGUUCUCUUCUAAACUUUCAGCCAUCAGCUGCCCUCCAAUCCACUGAUCAAAACAAUGGAACCCAACAAAUAAUUACCCUUCCCAUGCCCCUAAGCUCCCCAGUCCUGCAGUUUGCUACGACAGACACUACGAAUGCAAUCGCAGAACUAUCCCAACCAAAGAAAGCAAGAAAAUGAAAUUUAAACAUCACAUCACACACACACACAUACAUAUGAUAUAUUUAAAUAUAUACACUCGCAAUUACAUGCUGUAUAUACAGAUAAAUAUAAAUAUAUAAAUUUAUAUAUAAGAUUUCACUCUGAGUUGAGUGUUGAAGUGUUUGGUGAAUUGAAGAUAUCGAUCCAACACUGUUGAACCUGAUGAACUGAUUGAGAGG
Octopus sinensis (East Asian common octopus) is the source of this 1872-nucleotide messenger RNA. Its product is annotated as serum response factor-like. The coding region runs from base 71 to 1672 and encodes 533 amino acids. Gene Ontology annotation, biological process: positive regulation of transcription by RNA polymerase II. Gene Ontology annotation, molecular function: DNA-binding transcription factor activity, RNA polymerase II-specific; protein dimerization activity; RNA polymerase II cis-regulatory region sequence-specific DNA binding. The record is from RefSeq and is a predicted model, not a curated record. NCBI's taxonomy places the organism in Eukaryota, Metazoa, Mollusca, Cephalopoda, Octopoda, Octopodidae. The transcript has a single exon.